Copidosoma floridanum is the source of this 2453-nucleotide messenger RNA. It is a transcript of the gene Tsp74F, whose product is annotated as Tetraspanin 74F. Gene Ontology annotation, cellular component: plasma membrane. The record is from RefSeq and is a predicted model, not a curated record. Lineage: Eukaryota; Metazoa; Arthropoda; Insecta; Hymenoptera; Encyrtidae.
CGAGCUCCCAGUUCGACUCGAGCUACAGCCUCGACCGCGCGCACAUCCACCUACUUCGGGCCCUCUCUCUUUUCUGCCGACUCGCGUACCUCUUUCACUUUCUGUCCGUUUGUUCGUUUCUUUUUUUCUUUAAUAUAUAUAUAUUUUUUUCUUCUCCGUUGUCUCCUCGCGACGGCGUGCCUUUUUUUGUUCGUGUGUAUUUUUGCUGGUGCGUGAAUAAAUACGUGGAUACGUACACCAAAGGUGCAGGCGUAGUGUGUACUUGCCAUAGCAUACGCGAUUACAUUGUGCAACAGUCGAGGUACGAUGGGUUACGACACGGAAAUGGACGGCUGCGGCCGCUUCAUGAAGUACUCCCUCUUCGCCGUGAAUUUCAUCAUAUUCAUCAGCGGAGUAACGCUAACUGGCCUGGCGAUCUAUUCAUUGGUCGAAAAGGUGAACUACGUGAGCGAGCUCACGGGUAACAAUCUGCUCACAGGGACCGUCUACGUGCUCCUCGUCGGUGGCAUCAUCGUCUCGCUCAUCUCCUUCUUCGGCUGCCUCGGUGCUGCUAAGGAGAUCAAGUGCUUCCUCUUUAUGUACUUCAUCAUAAUCCUGAUGCUGUUCGUCGUCAUCCUGAUCGGGGGUAUACUGGGCUACGUAUUCCGGGAGAAGUUCGUCGACACUCUGCAGCAGCAGAUGCGCAACUCGAUGCAUCUGUACAAGGAGAAGCGCGAGAUCACGGAGGCUUGGGACUACGUGCAGUCGAAGCUCCACUGCUGUGGAGUCGACAGCUGGCAGGACUGGUCCAGGUAUCUCAACGAGGUGCCACUCAGCUGCUGUCGCGAAAUGACCGAAGGAAAGCCGAUCAUCUGUAACCGGUACAUGGACUCGGUCAACCAGUACAACGCGUACCCCUGGGGUUGCGUCGAAGCAACCAAGACCUUCAUGCAGAAACACGCCGCCGUACUUGGUGGUGCUGGCUUCGUCGUUGCUUUCCUUAUGUUCAUCGGGAUGAUAUUUUCCUGCGCGCUAUUCAAAAUGAUAUAGUGAGACAAAGCAUGGGAAGUAUAAGCAGGAGGUGAAAUGAAGGAAACCACUACCAGCAACGCGAAAGAUGAAACGAUUUUUCCAAUGUCCGUCCAUCGCGCGCACAAUUUGCGAGAAAAUUUACGACGUCCGUCAACCAGAUGUCGAUCGUCAUGAUAUGACCCCCAUCAACGCGAGCCAUCAACAGUUUUAAAUAUGUUACAUAUUAUACAUUCGUAAGGAUCUGCAAUUGAAUCUCGUUUACGAGCCAAUGCUAUGAUAUAUAUAUAUGUGUGUUUGCACAAUUGUAUAACGUGUAUUAUGAUGUUCUUGAUGUGUGUGAAUUUACAAGUAGCCGAGAGACUUUUGUUGUUGCUACUGUGUUUCUACGAGUAAUUUACGUAAAGAGACCUUUUUGUUAUUUGACAUGAAUUUUUCUGACGUGACUUUCGGUAUUUAUGUUUUUUUUACAGCAAAUCUGCCGAUGAUAAGGCUUACUUUUUUACACAUGUAAAUUCAUCCGAUUGAAAGAUGUUUGCCAGUAUCAUGUGAUUGCAAUAUUUUUUGAGAGAACACAUACCGCAUUUUUUAUUAGUAUAUCUGCAAUUUUUUACGCAAACAAAAAGUGUUUAUUUGUAAUCGUUAAUCGUGAGAGUAAAUAUUAAAAUUUAUUAUUGUAGUGUAAUAUCGUUGCAUCGUUGCUUUAAUUGAUUUAACAGUAACGAAAAAUGUUUUUGUACAGUUUUUUUUUUUUUUUUUUUUUUCUUUUAGAAGUCUGUAUAAAUGGCUAACAACUGAUUGCUGUUUUUGUCUAAAUAAUAUAUUAUUGUAAAGAAUACAAGAGUUACCACGAGAAUAUUACAUUUUGUAAAUGCCAGAAUUACUUUCUACGUGAGCCGCAACUGAACUAUUUGCAAUUAUGUUUAGUAGAAAAUUAACUGUAGUAUCUGAGUUUUAGUACAAUGACGAGUACUUUUGGCAAGUUAUUUUAUAAAAUGAAGUUAGGAACAAACAACGAAUUAACGUAUUCAUAUUGAGUAAAAAAAUUAAAAAUAACUGCGUAUAAAGUAUACUAUUAUUUUUUCUGUUUUUGCCGUGUGAGACUUUAUUCGAAUUAAUAAAUUUUACAUUUCAAGUAUUAUAUAUUCAUUGUUUAUGUAGGUAUCUGACAUUAUUAGUAAAUCCGAAUAAGCUUACAUUGCCACUUCAUUACGUAACUCCGAUGUAAUGUCUGUUAUCUGGAUACCGUGUUGUUAUGUACGUUUCAGUGCUCACAAAAGUGACGUGCAAUCACGUUUAUCUGUAACCUUUAAGACCCAAUUGCCCAGUGUUGUAACUCAGCUUUCGAAGUGAUGUACCUUUUUAAAAAUUUUAAUGUUGAUACCUCGAGAAUUUGUAAAUAUAUUUUGAGAAUUUAGACAUUAAACGUGUGUUUUUAAAUUCUA